Gigantopelta aegis is the source of this 2634-nucleotide messenger RNA. Its product is annotated as flavin-containing monooxygenase 5-like. Lineage: Eukaryota; Metazoa; Mollusca; Gastropoda; Neomphalida; Peltospiridae. The coding region runs from base 1 to 1626 and encodes 541 amino acids. Gene Ontology annotation, molecular function: NADP binding; N,N-dimethylaniline monooxygenase activity; flavin adenine dinucleotide binding. The transcript has 6 exons. The record is from RefSeq and is a predicted model, not a curated record.
AUGAAAAAUGUAGCAAUUAUCGGAGCUGGCUGCAGUGGUCUCACGGCUAUUAAAGCCUGUUUGGAAGAAAACCUAUUCCCAGUUUGUUUCGAAAUGAGCAAUAAGAUUGGCGGACUAUGGAAUUACUCAGAUGAUGUCGAAGACGAAAGGGCAAGCAUAUAUAAAAACCUUGUCAUCAACACCAGCAAAGAAAUGAUGGCCUUCAGCGACUUUCCUAUCCCAGAGGACUUCCCACCGUUCAUGCCGCACGAUCUCGUCCUCAAAUAUCUCUUCCUUUACGUCGAGAGUUUUGGUCUGAAGAAAUACAUUCAGUUUGACACUCAUGUUAGAUACAUAACUCGGGCUCCCGAUUACGCAGAAUCCGGAAGGUGGGUUAUCACCGUCCAAAAGAAAGGGUGCGAGUCAAAAAGCCAAGUGUUUGAUGGAGUCAUGGUCUGUACCGGACAUCACACGGUGCCGUACACGCCCAGUUUCGUGGGACUUGAGAGGUUCAAGGGAGUAACAUUUCAUUCUCAUAAGUACAAGGACUCGUCUAAGUUCGCCGGAAGAAGAGUUCUUAUUGUUGGAAUGGGAAAUUCAGCCGUGGAUAUAGCCGUUGACCUCUGCAAGGUGACAUCCAAGUUACUGAUCAGUACACGGAGAGGAGCCUGGGUCAUCAGCAGGACGGGGCUGUGGGGAAUCCCCAACGACUUCCUUGCCAACAACCGCUUCAUCUUCACUCUGCCUCUGUGCCUGCUGCAGUGGUGCGUGGAGAAACAAACCAAUCUGAGGCUGGAUCACACCAUAUAUGGCCUGCUGCCAAAACACAGACUUCUCGAGGCGCAUCCAACCAUCAACGAUGAACUUCCGUUCCAUAUAAUGACGGGGAAGAUUGGAAUCAAGUGCAAUGUGGACGAAUUCCUCGAAAAUGGCGUCUUGUUCACCGAUAGGACAUUCGAACAAAUCGACGACGUCAUAUUCUGCACCGGAUACGACUAUCGGGUCGAUUUUGUGGACCCAAGUGUUUUGCAGAUUGUUGACAAUAAAACGAAACUGUUCAAAUAUAUGUUUCCCCCGGAAUUACCACACAGCACGUUUGCCGUCAUUGGACUUGUUCAGCCUAUUGGCUCCAUUAUUCCCGUUUCUGAGAUUCAGAGCAGAUGGUUCUCCCGUCUUUUGAAUGGAAAUGUGUCACUGCCAUCGAAAGAGGUCAUGUACCAAGAUAUGGACUCCAAAGUGAAUAUAAUGGCUCGAAGAUACGUGCAGUGUCGACGACAUCAUUUGCAGACGUUUUGGAUACAGUACAUGGACGAAAUAGCCUCACAAAUCGGGUGUCGUCCAGACCUCCUCAAACUGUUCUUCAACGACCCUGAACUCGCUCUCCGCUGUUUCCUGGGCCCGUGUGUUCCCGCUCAGUACAGACUCCAGGGGCCGGGCAAGUGGGACGGGGCCAGACACAUCAUCUGUAACUCACUGGCUAGGGCCACAGCCUCCACACGCCGCGUGCAGUCGACUACGCAAGAUCCGGAACACGUGACGACAAUUAAAUAUCACAAGAUGGACGCAUUGCUGACUUUCCGAUUUUACCUUAUGGUGAUGUGCGUGGUGUUCUUUGCAUGGGUGUGCAAAGAUUCGUUUCUCCUGUAGUGAGUGAGAGACUGACACUGUGAAAUACGUCUCCCAAAAUGGACUCACGCGAUAGGAGAUGAAUGUACUUCAGACUUCAUGUUUAGUACAAAUGGAUUUCAGAAAUUAUAGAAGCAAAUCACUACUGUGCGCCUGAUGUUCCAUGUGCAAGAAUGGUGCAGGAAUGUUUUGCUAAAAUACUUUUUGAAAAACUUCUUUUUUUCCCAGAUACACAUAUACGUUUGUUUUCCAAGUCCUGCUAUUUCUGGGUAUGACUCUUAAGAUAUGACGGCAGAAAUUCUGAAAAGGAUGUGUAUAUUUUGUGUAUCAUAUUAUGGAGCUUCUUUUCUUUCUUCCUUUCUUUCUUUUCGUUCUUGGCAAGAUGUUUAAAACAGUUUGGAGGCUAAAGUGCUACUUUCGAGUUACUAUUGUUAUUUUAAUUUUCAUUAAUUAUAUAAUAUAUCUCCUAUGGUGAUGAUACAUAAAUAUACAGAAUUGGUUUUACUACAUUGAGUGCAUGUGAUUUGUACAUAUAUUCUUUUAACUUGCUUCAUGUUCUUAAAUACUGUAGACUGAGCAGCUGUCAAAAAGUGUGGCAGGCAAGAACGUUAACACUUUUUUUUUCCAUUUUUAAUAUUUAUCACAUAGCGCCCCACGACUGGUAUAUCAAAGGCCGUAAUAUGUGAUGUCUAAUUUGUAAAAAAAAAUAUUAAUGUAAAAGAUCCCAGAUUUCAUCCGAAGACUACGUCUCAGAAUUACUAAACGUAUGAGGUCCAAUAGCUGACGAUUAGCUAAUCAACGUGCUCUUGUGGUUCCCGUUAAACACAACAAACUUCAUUUCAGUCUCGCUUUCUGUUUUGGAGAUAUGAAAUUUUUUAUAUUAACUAAAACAAAUUUCUUUAAAAAUAAAUUUGAAUAGAAAAUAAUUGUAUGCAGUAUAUAUGUACACCUUGACAUGAUUCUGGUGUAAACUGUGUAAUAAAGAUAAACCGAGAAAUCCAUCGCAAGCACUGUUUUAUUGAAUGGAAU